Molecule: messenger RNA, 1987 nt
Organism: Phalaenopsis equestris
Lineage: Eukaryota; Viridiplantae; Streptophyta; Magnoliopsida; Asparagales; Orchidaceae
Product: hexokinase-3-like
Exons: 9
Coding region: 210-1736 (508 amino acids)
Biological process (GO): intracellular glucose homeostasis; glycolytic process; glucose 6-phosphate metabolic process
Cellular component (GO): mitochondrion; cytosol
Molecular function (GO): D-glucose binding; mannokinase activity; glucokinase activity
Source: RefSeq, a predicted model, not a curated record
CCACGCUCCCUCCUCUCCCGUUUAUUUCUCCUUUUCGGCUUUGCUUCUCUCGUCCGUUAACAUUUUUUCUCACCUCUGCUCGACGUCGAACACUUCGCGGGAACCGGCGGAAGUUUCCCGCCGCUCCACCGAGGUCGCCAGAGACCCUAUCUAUCGACUGGAGGAGGUAGGGAUGAGGUGAGCCGAGCCGUCGAUGGUUUGAUGUCGUGAUGGGAAUCGAAGGAGGGGGGAAGGGGUUGAUGGGAAGAGUGGGUUUUGGUGUUGCGGUGGGAUGUGCGGUGGUUUCUUGCGCGAUCGCGGUUAUAUUGGUUGGAAGACGAGGGAGGAGCCGGCGGCGGUGGGGAAGGGCGGUGGAAGUGGUUCGGGAGUUUGAGGAGGGAUGCUCUACUUCGAUCGGGCGGCUAAGGCAGGUGGUCGACGCCAUGGCCGUCGAGAUGAACGCUGGUCUCGCAUCGGAAGGGGGUAGCAAGCUCAAGAUGCUUCUCACUUUCAUAGAUAGCCUUCCGUAUGGGAAAGAGUUGGGAACUUACUAUUCUCUUGAUCUUGGAGCCACCAAUCUUAGAGUAUUACGUGUAGAGCUUGGAGGAGCAUCCUCCAAGAUUUUCAGUCAUCAAUUUGAAAGCCAUCCAAUUUCCCCGUAUCUGAUGAUGGGCACAGCUGAGGAACUAUUUGAUUUUAUUGCUAUGACGCUGCAAAAGUUUGUAGAAAGAGUUGAAGGGUUCGAGCAUUCACCUAAUUUGACAAGGGAGCUUGGAUUUACUUUUCCUUUUCCUGUUAGACAAAUUUCAGUUUCUUCAGGCAUUCUUAUCAGAUGGACAAAAGGAUUUUCUAUUGAAGAUGCUAUUGGAAAAGAUGUUGCGCAAUGUUUAGAAGAAGCAAUGAGCAGAAGGGGACUAAACAUUCGGGUUGCAGCAUUGGUUAAUGAUACUGUGGGUUCAUUAGCUCUAGGUCAUUAUUAUGAUGAAGAUACGGUUGCAGCGGUAGUUAUUGGAACAGGAACCAAUGCCUGCUAUGUGGAACGUACGGAGGCAAUUAUUAAAUCUCAAGGCCUCCUUACCAACUCUGGUGGCAUGGUUGUUAACAUGGAAUGGGGAAGUUUUUGGUCAUCUCAUCUGCCGAGAACUCCUUAUGAUAUUGCUCUUGACGAUGAGAGCCCUAAUCAAAAUGACCAGGGCUUCGAGAAAAUGAUUUCAGGAAUGUAUUUGGGAGACAUUGUAAGAAGGGUGCUCCAUAGGAUGUCGCAGGAGUCAGAUAUUUUUGGAGAUGCUGCUCGCUAUUUGGCUGUGCCUUUCAUUCUAAGGACACCAUUAAUGGCGGCCAUGCACGAGGAUGACUCUCCCGACUUGAGAGAGGUUGCGAGAAUUCUACGAGAAAAUCUCGAGAUUCAAGAUGUUCCACUAAGGGCUCGAAGAAUGAUAGUAAGAGUAUGUGAUAUUGUGACGAGGAGAGCUGCUAGGCUCGCCGCAGCGGGUAUUGUGGGUAUAUUGAAGAAAAUAGGAAGAGAUGGGAGUGAUGGAGUCUGUAGUGGAAGAACAGAAGGCAAAUCUAGAAGAACUGUGAUUGCCAUGGAGGGAGGGCUUUAUGUUAGCUAUGCACUGUUCAGGGAAUAUUUAAAUGAAGCUGUGGUGGAAAUUGUGGGUGAAGAAAUUGCUCAAAAUGUUGUUCUGAGGACUUGUGAGGAUGGAUCAGGUAUUGGUGCUGCUCUACUCGCUGCCUCACUUUCAUCAAAACAAUGAAGAUGCCUGUGUAAAUAGAUUAAUUCAUGUGCAAAUAUUUAAAAAAAAAAAAUUACAUGAUUAAUAUGUUUAUAUAGUAAACAUCAUCUCUUAUUUGCUUAUUGUAUUAUUUCAUUGUUUGCGCAGAAGAUUAUUGUCCUUUGUUUUUAAGUGAGGAAUCAAUUGAUCAGUAGAAUUUAGGUUCAUUUGAGAAAAAAAAAAUGGGGAAAGGAUUUGUAAUUCUGAAGUAGGACGAUUCCCUAACACUUAAA